Hirsutella rhossiliensis is the source of this 1230-nucleotide messenger RNA. RefSeq names its product galactosyl transferase GMA12/MNN10 family domain-containing protein. NCBI's taxonomy places the organism in Eukaryota, Fungi, Ascomycota, Sordariomycetes, Hypocreales, Ophiocordycipitaceae. The coding region runs from base 1 to 1230 and encodes 409 amino acids. Gene Ontology annotation, cellular component: Golgi membrane. Gene Ontology annotation, biological process: protein N-linked glycosylation. The record is from RefSeq and is a predicted model, not a curated record. The transcript is spliced from 3 exons. Gene Ontology annotation, molecular function: glycosyltransferase activity.
AUGGUCUUCAGCGGCUCCUUACGGUCUACGCGGGGAACCGUCCUCGUCCUCGCCACCCUCAUCUGCACCACCCUCUUCUUCGGCCUCUUUUCCACAUCCUCCGACUCGUGGCUCCUGCCCGCCAGGACAAAAUUCGCCUUCGUCGGCAAUCUCUCGACGGCGCCAGACUCAGCCUCUCCGGGCUUCCUGGCCGACACCACCUUAGCCAAGUAUGCCACCGAGCUGCGCAACUUCUUCUACCACCAGCUCUGGAAGCCCUCCAUCCAGCCCGCAUCCCCGAGCUACAGCCCCUUCGGCGCCUAUAACUGGACCCUGCCUCGGCCCCCCCGCUGGAACCGCCCGCUCGGCAACGACCUGUGCAUCAUCGACCUCGACAGCCGCCCCUUUGACCAGCCGGGCCAGGUCUUUGGGCCCAGUCUCAUGUCCUGGGACGAUUCCCUCGACGUCCACGGCCUGUCGUUGGGUAUCAUCAAUCACUGGCUUUACGCCAAGAUUCACGGCUACAAGUACUACUAUGUUGCCGUCGACGAGUACCCCGAUCGGCGCUCAUCCUGGAAGAAGCCGCCCGUCAUCGCCAAGAUUCUCAAGGAGCACGACGUCUGCGUCUACCUCGACUCGGACGCCAUCUUCCCUCGCCUCGACCUGCCCUUUGAGUGGCUCUUGAACUAUUGGCAGCUCUUCCCCGAAUCAAACUCGCUCGCCCUCGCCGUCGACCCCGACCUGGAGUGGAACAAGGACAGGUUCGGCAAGCUGUACCUCAACACGGGCUUCAUCAUCGCGCAAAACAACCCGACCACGUACGACAUCCUCGACGCAUGGCAGACGUGCCCCGACGACGACGGCCCCUACCCGGGCUGUACCGAUUUCCGCUACAACAUCCCCGGCCAGCCGACGGACCAGGGAGGCUUUGGCACCUUUGUCCGCUACAACUUUACCGAACACAUUCGGGAGCUGCCUUGCGUCGAGGCCAACGGCUUCCCGCAGAACGACUGGGGCUGCAAGGGGCAGUUCAUCCGGCACCUGUGGACGGGCAAAUCGGACCAGAUCAAGAUUGACGUGGGCGAGCAGGUCCCCGGCCCCUACCUGCAGCUGUUCCACCAGCAGUACAAGGACGAGCAAGACGGCUUUUACAUGACCGAGAGUGCGCUGAUGCGCAAGGGCCCCAAGGCGGCUCUGAAGGGGGGACAGCAGCAUCUGACCAGGAGCACGCCCGAGGAAGAAGUGAGAUGA